Molecule: messenger RNA, 2228 nt
Organism: Parasteatoda tepidariorum (common house spider)
Lineage: Eukaryota; Metazoa; Arthropoda; Arachnida; Araneae; Theridiidae
Source: RefSeq, a predicted model, not a curated record
UAGCUGAUUAUCAGAAACGACGUUUUCAGAGUCGAGAGAAAACAUUCUGAUUAUUCUUUGAAAAACGAAUGCAUAGAAAACGUAAAAACAGAAAACGUAAACUUCUUCAAUUAAAGUAUUAAGUUUAUUCGAGAUGGAAAUAAAUCAUGGUUCAUUCACGUCUCAUUUCAGCACCUCGCGAGAUAACGGCUUUUCAUUUCAUUGGAAAAUCGAACGUUUCUCUACAUUAACGCCUGGUUCCCUCAUUACGUCUCCAGACUUUUAUCUUACAAAAAGGACGAAAAACUUACAUUGGUACUUGGAAUUUAAAGUUGAGGAAAACUGGGACCGUUACUCGACGCUUCGCCCGAUUUUAUAUCAACUAAAUCUAUGCAAUAAAGACGAGGUCAAUAUAGGCAUUGACUUUACGAUGGAUGUAAUCCUUAACCAGGAGGAUUUACCUCGAAAAAGAUUUGAUUCCAUUGAGAGCUUUCGCAUCCUCAAGAAAGUGAAUUUGCUUCCACGCAUUCUAUUCCCGUUACUAUGUAAAGAUGAUUUCAUAAACUUUGCUUGUUCUAUUAGAGUUAAAUGUGGUCCAGGAAUGGAUUGGAUACCACACAGGCCUAUUAAGCUGCCAGCCAAAAACAGCCCAUCUGUAUUGCGAAACGAUCACAAAAUAACUUUACAUCAACCCCAUAAUACUUCUGUUCGAGCAAAACUAACUAAUAAACAAUCCAUUCCAAACCAAAUUCGAAAGCCAACAAAAAAUUCCACUACUGAAGUUGCAAUCUGUAACUCCAAGCAAACACAGACCUCCCAAGCUGUAAAUACAGACGAAAUUUCUGAAGUUGAAUCUUUAAAACAACUUUCGAUCGAUUUAAAAAGAAUCCUUAUUCAAGCCAUGAAUACUGAUGUUACGAUUCGAGUCGAAGAUACCACCAUCAAAGCGCAUAAAACAAUAUUAUGUGCAAGAUCACAAGUGUUUUGCAGCAUGUUCGAACAUUCCACAUUGGAAGCCGCGCAUAAUGAGAUUGAAGUGACGGAUAUUAGAGCUUCUGUAAUGAAAAAACUCAUCAACUACUUGUACUCUGGUGAAAAAGAUCGCCUUCAAUACGAAGACGCAUGUGAGCUUUACUACGCAGCUGACAAGUAUGAGAUUUUGUAUCUUAGGGAAGCUUGUAUGAAAGAUCUCUUAUGCCUACUUGAUGUGAGCAACGCCUGUCCAAUGCUCAGUCUGGCAUAUCGCCACAGUGAUGACGUUUUCAAAGAACAAAUAAUGGACUUUAUUUCUAAGAAUUUUAAUUCUAUUGUCAAUACAGAAGCAUGGAUAGAAUUAACAGAUAACGACACAAGACUAGCUGCUCUUUUAGUACGUUAUUGUGCUGGAGCUAUUACUAACAACAAUGUCCAAGUGUAAGAAAGGAUGCCAUAUAAGAACACAAAUUCCGACAAGUACUUACACUUUCAAGUGGUCCAUAGAACACUUUUCAAAACUCUUGCUGGAAAAAGAAAUCACUAGUCCUGAUUUUUAUCCUUGCUGUUCUGGGGUAAGGUGGUUUUCUAUUUUGAAAAAGUCUUCAUCAUAUUCUCCCAGGAUUGAAGGCAAUAUAUAUCUUUUUUUUCGGUAGAAAAAAUUAUUUUCCACUUCUUUCACUAAAACUAAAUUUUUCUUUCACCGAAUUUACAAUUUUAUCGCAAUUGGCGAAGUAACGAAUUUUUAACAUGGACCCUGUACCUGUAUAUCAUAAUGAAACUGCUGAGAUAGAUCAUAAUGAAAUCUGUUAAAGAAAUUGCAAAUAAAGUUUUCUGUUUUCACUCUAUUGUGCCAGAGUAGUUGCUUCUUCUUCAGGACUUGACAGUAAGUUGUAAAACUGGUUACGAAGCCAUUUUAUUUUUUGUUGGUAUUUGUAGGGAGUAAAAUAAGCUAUAGUACAUAUAGCAUUCAAACAGGUAAGGAGUUACCCUUACUUGUUAUAAUGCUAUUAGUUUUUCUCUCUGUAUUAGCAUGCAGACAAUCUUUGGUAUUUGCAAGCAUAGCGAAGAGAACAAAAUGAUGCGACAAAAACAAGAGGAAUUAAAGGAACUAAACUGGAACGUAUUAUUACGUCCAUAAUAGAGUAACAUCAAAUGCCAUAUCUUGUAAUAGUGCGUCAAAAACAGGAAAUAGAUUAAUUGAAGACACCCUUGAAACAUAUUUCUUUUUCUGUCAUAUUUAAAAUAUGAACGUAAACUUUUUGGGGAAAGAUAAU